This is a messenger RNA of Suillus clintonianus, 1302 nucleotides long. RefSeq lists its product as uncharacterized. The transcript has 9 exons. The coding region runs from base 349 to 1179 and encodes 276 amino acids. Lineage: Eukaryota; Fungi; Basidiomycota; Agaricomycetes; Boletales; Suillaceae. The record is from RefSeq and is a predicted model, not a curated record.
CAGCAUGUCUGGAGUGCAUUGGCUGUGGUCUCUGUGCGGCAGGUCUCGACGAGGCGCUAUAGUUGAAUAGCGCCCUCAUCUGCGGCCCUGCCUCCAGCAAUGUGAUCCUUGGGCUUCGUUGCGGCCUGAUGAUGGACAAGUUAUUGUAUUGCGUAUACCUGCAUACCUCUCGUAUCUCGUCGUUGGCGAGCUUCUAUUCAAGGAACAUUGUAUGUCAUGCUCUGGCGGCGGAGGCCGUUAAUGAAGAUUACCCACGAUUCUUGCGCUCUGCUACUUUGUUCAUGGCUUAAUUCCUUUCGGGUGUAUCAGUUCAUGGUAGAACCGCCCAUAUGCUAGUGCUGUAUAUAUAUGCAUGCAACGCUAUGGUGCACUAUUCUCAACAUUCUGCCCAUACCCAAACAGACAGCAAUGGCAUCUCCCUCCGACUCAGCCCGCAAAUGGUGUGGUCUACCAAAACAUCGUCUUCCGCUUGUCUGCUUUAAGCUGUUGUGUAUGAUCGCUAUAUCGAAGCCGUCGGUCGACCACUGGGAAGACCUGCGCAUACUAUCGAAGCCGCCGGUCGACCAAUGUGAAGACCUGCGCGAACCCAGUGCGACCAAUUCGACAGCUGAGAAAUUCGAGAAGCACAAGAAAAUGCUGAUAAAUCGGUUUGAAAACAUGAACAUCACAGCGGGUCUGGUCUUAACGUCAAGCGCUGUUUUCAUAUCUACUAAUCCUCCAAUUCCGCCUCUUAUGCCCUACACAAGUCAUGGGUCGUAUACCCUUCUGGUUUCAUCUUUUGUAGCAGCGUUGCUCAGUUUGAUGUCUGGGACUUCUGUCCUCAUCAUCUAUGACACUUGCUAUGCAAACUAUGACUUAUUGCAGUCAUUCACGACAUCUCGCUGGCGCCUCAUAUCCUGCCUUAUACUGAUGGCGUUUCCUACACUGGCUCUGGUAGUCUCGACAAUGACUUUAAUAGCAGCUGUAUUUAUUGCAGGCUUGACAUCCGACAAACUCUUCAUGAAAAUCCUGACUGGGGGAAUAUGUGGCUUAUUGGGUUUCCUCAGUGUGCUCGCAAUAUUCGUAUUCAACGCUCCUAUAGCAAAGGUUAUAAGUCCUGUUAACAAAGAUGGUGUUGCCCCAGCUGUGAUGGAGUCUGGAGGAGUUGGAGGACGGACUGAGAACGGCGUGAAACAUUGAGAGCGCAACGAGACAACGCGCUGACAUCGGCUGACGAAGUUCGAGGUUUAUUGCAGUUCAUUUCUAUGCUAGCAAAAUUUUCCUUACCUAUGCUAACCGUACCAUAAAGAACAAGUCUUUUCA